GGCCCUCGGCGUUCACGUCAGACGCAAUUCCGACACGGCGGCAGUCGUACGUUCCGCGAUCACACGCACACACCGCGACAUUUUUACCUUUUACACACUGAACACACCACCUUAACCACCACCAUCAUCACCACCUCCACCACCUCGGUCACCACACGUACCCAAACCCUUACAGACACACCAUACACACCGUCCCGAGUCCCGUUUUGAUUUCGUACGAUUGUUGUCAUUUUCGCGCGUUUUAACACCGUUAAAAAAAUAAAAAUUAUAAAUAAAUAAAUAAUAAUAAUAAUCGAUCGAUCGAGACUCAGUUUUUAUUCGUAUCUCUGACCGUCGCGCGUGUGUGUAUUAUCACUGUAUACGUGGAAUUUAUCAAGUACGACAAUAUAAUAUAAUUAUUAAACGACUGCACAGUGCACGGUCGACCGUCCUCGCCGCCCUGCAGUAAGUGACACCCGCCGUCGUCACCGAGUCUGCGAACUAACCCGUACCGUGGUCGUCGUCGUCGUCCGGAACCCGAAUCUAACCACGAUACCGCCGAUCAGCUGCUACGAGAAACCGUGCCGCGCCGCGGUAGUGACCACAUGUUGGCGCUGGUAGUGGUCGUCGCGCAGCAUUACACCCACCCGGUUGAAUCGUGGAGGCCGUCGCCGUUGGAGGGUUGAAGAGGGCCCGAGGUGGUGCGUACAACGGACCGGAGGCCGCCGCCGCGACCCUCAAGAAGCUCAGACUGGACGCCGCUACAGCCGCCGCAGCAGCAGCCGCAGCCGCAGCGAUGAACAUGUCGCCAACAGGUCAUACGCCACCGCUGCAAGUCCAACAGCAGCAGGGACCCGUGUCCGUUGACGGUCAGCAGUCCGUCGUCACUGGCAUGUGCAACAGCAUCGAUUCCGUCGGGCCCGGCGAGGAAGAGGUAAGAACGCUAUUUGUCAGUGGUCUACCAAUGGAUGCCAAGCCACGUGAACUGUACUUGCUGUUUCGAGCAUAUGAGGGUUACGAAGGAUCUCUGUUAAAAGUUACAAGCAAAAAUGGCAAAACAGCUUCGCCAGUGGGUUUUGUUACGUUCCAGACACGAGCUGGCGCCGAGGCUGCUAAACAAGACCUUCAGCAGGGCGUCCGGUUCGAUCCCGACAUGCCGCAAACCAUACGGCUAGAAUUCGCUAAAAGCAACACGAAGGUUAGCAAGCCAAAACAGCCCGCCAACGCAAACGUCACGCCCAACACGCACCAAGGCCUGAUGCACCCGCUCACUGGACAUCUAGGCGCCCCGUUCUUCACCGGCGCUCCAGCUGAGUUAUGGCAUCAUCCAUUGGCGUACGCUGAUAUGCCGACCGCAGCCACGGCCACGGCUCUACAACACGCGGCUCUCGUCCAUCCGGGGCUACAUCCGCAUCCUCAACAGCCGACGUUGACGCUGGGCCCACACGGCCUUCCGUUCCUGCCCUCCCCCGCACUGCCCUCGCCGCCCAACCAGCAGCAGCCCCAGCCGCCCUGUUCCACGCUGUUCGUCGCCAACCUCGGGCAGUUCGUGUCCGACCACGAGCUUAAAGACAUUUUCGCCAGGGAGUAUGCUGGCCAAAAGAAAUUGGACAACGUCAAUUUCACGUAUACUCACAUGCAGUUGAACAACACCUGACAACUACAAGAUAGACCACCAGUACCUGCCCAAGUCUAAGAAACUCGCGACACGACAAAAACAACCUCCCAAAGCCCUAAAGAAAAAAAAAUAAUUUAAGUCGAUUUAAAUUUGAAAAAAAAAUAUUAUUCAAUAAUUAUUACUAGCUUAAAAGCUUCUUAAGCUGUUGUACAAAGCAGUUACAAUUUCCUUGUACGCCUGUAGUUUUUAUAAAACAUACCUAUUCAUCGUAUUUAUAUUACAUUUAGUGUACCUAAUUCCUAACUUUAUUCCCUAAGCUUUUAAACUAAUACCUAAAUAAUCGUCCUAUGCUUUUUUUAGUGGGUAGUGUAAGAUCUUAAGACUCAUCAAAUCUGUGAUUGUUUCUCAUGUAUUUUUUUUUUAUCCUAAAAAAAAUUGCCUAUCCUCGUAUAGGUGUGGUUCAGAUAUUAGCAAUAAUAAUUACUAAUGACACAAAAAAAAAAAAUAAAAUAAAAUAAAAAUACAUAAAUAAAAAUGUAAGCGCGCUCAUAUACAUUCACUAAAUACAUAUCAAUAAUGCUUUGAAAGGGGAUUAACGUUAAACAUUGUAAAUAAUUUUCUAAAAGACUAAGUCUGUUGGAAUGGUCAGACGCUAACAGACCACGUGAAGUCGAUCACAUCGGAUCGCGCGGUCCGUACAGCUUCGGCCGAUCUACGGCGGUGUCCAAACCGCAAACGGUUUAGUCAAAAAAGAAUAUAUAUAAAUAUAUAUUAUAAAACAAAUUAUUAUUAUUAUUAUACAAAAUGAUUGAAUUCUGCAAACUAUUUUUUUAUACAAUUUAGUCAUUUAUUUCUUGCCAUUAUAUACGAGUAGAUUUUGUUUCAAACAAAUUUACAGGGUGCAGCUUGUUUAGCAGCUCAUGGAAGUUUUUCUAGUUAGGUACGAGGAUUUUUUUCGUUGUUGCGUAUUCUCGUCUUUUUUUCGAAAAAAAAAAAUUAGGAUAUUUCUGGGAACACGUAAGCUAAUUAUUAUAAACAAUAAUCGCGUACAUGAUAUUUGAUAAUUAAUUUAAAAUGACAAUCUUUUUUUAAGUUUUUAAUUUUUUAAGAGACAAUAAUAAUUUUUCAAUGUUUUUGUUCUCGGAGUAUUUUUUUUUUUUUUUAUGUAAUAUUAAUAAUAUACAACUGAAAAAGACCAAAGAUUACGUUCUAUUAUAGUUUAUUGUCAUUUUAUUUUUAGACAACUACCAAUGAAUAAUAUUAAAAAAAAAUAUUCUUUUUUCCUGCGUUUCGGUGUACAUAAUAUGUAUGUUUUCAGUGUAUUAUAAUGAAAUUAUUAUUAUUAUUUUUAAGCAGUUAGGCGUAUAAUUAAUGAAUUAAAUAAUUAUAGUUAUUAAUUAAUAUAAUAUAUAUAAAAAAAAAUAAUAAUAAUACUAUACGAAAUACUUAAAAUUAUAAGUACCUAUUUUGUUUUACUUUUUUAUUUUAAGUCUGUGAUCGCCGUGGUAAUUAUUUUAGAUCUGUUAAACGUAAGACGGUGUUCGCAGGCUAGCAAAAGACGUUGAUGUAUUAUUAUUAUUACUGUAUAAAAAAAAAUUACUGUCACAUUCCACUGACAAAAAUUAUGAAAUAAAUAACGCAUUCCAAAAACAAACGAUUAAUUAUUAUUUGAAAAUAAAUGUUAUUUUGCUAUUUUUAUGUUUUACCGACGUCUUUUGCGAAAAAAAAUUAUAAUAUCCGUCCAAAUUAUAAUAUUCUUUUUUUUUCUAAUUAUUUCGUUAUUAAUAAUAAUAUUAAUUAUUAUUAUUAGGUAUCAUCAUCAUUAUUAUUAUUAUUAAUUAUUAGAAUUUAAUUAAUAUCAUUACGAUCAUUGCGGAAUUUGUAGAUUUAUUCGAAGAAUGAAAAAAAUUACAUUUUAAGCUCAAACAGAUUUUCUUUUUGUUUAACUUUUUUUUUAAUUUAUAAAAUAAAAUAGCCUUUCUUAAUUGCAACACAUACAUAUCAUUAUAUACAUUUUAACGCUGUAUAGCCUGUGUAUUUUUUUUAAUGUGAUCAACAGUAGCCUUAUAAUCUUAUUUAUAUUAUAUAUUAACCGUUAGUGGAUAUAUAAAAUGUUAAAUGGAAAAAAAUUAAAACAAAUUAUUGUACUUGAAUGUAAACAUACGUUUGUAUGUAAAUAAACAUUUUGUGAUUUUGGUCGCUUUAUCUGGGUGAAUACUAUACCAAAAUGUAUAAUCGAAACAUAUCAAUAACUGUGCCCCCCAUUAAAAAAAUUAAUUAAAUUAUGAUAUUAUAUUAAAUUAAAUGUUGUUAAAUAAAUAACGAGAUAAUAAUUAUUACGAUUAUGUUUGUAUUAAUUGUAACGAAAAAAAAAGAAAAGAAAUCAUAAAGAAAAAUUUAUUGUAAAUUUUUAUCGAUUUUUCAUAAGUUUGUUUAGAUACUUGUGUAGUGAAAUUUAGUUGUUACUGUGCGUAAUUUUGAAUAAUAUUAUAAACGUUUGUUAAACGGAAUUUUUAUUGUUACUUUUACCGAACAUUGUAAUAAUAUGUUUUAGCUUGCGUUAUUUAUGGUGUUUAUUAUAUAAAAUUAGGUAUUUAAUUACAUUGUAGUGGUAUUAUUAAAACAAUUAUUAUUAUUAUUAUUAUGAUUAUUAUGAUUAUUAUUAUUAUUAUUAUUAUUAUAUUAUUAUUAUAUAGACGAUAUUAUUAUUUAAACAUGUGAAAAAAACCUAAAAAAUAGGAAUUGUAUUUAUAAUACGAUGCAUACAAAAAAAAAAAAUAAAAAAUAAAAGUAGUGAAUUAAUUUGGAA
Molecule: messenger RNA, 4406 nt
Organism: Aphis gossypii (cotton aphid)
Lineage: Eukaryota; Metazoa; Arthropoda; Insecta; Hemiptera; Aphididae
Gene: cpo
Product: protein couch potato
Exons: 8
Coding region: 776-1636 (286 amino acids)
Molecular function (GO): mRNA binding
Source: RefSeq, a predicted model, not a curated record